AUGUACUCUCGUUCUAUAUUCCUCGCGGUGGCUGCCGCCUCCAUCACCCUCGUCAAAGCCGAUGACCCCUUCGGGAGCUCUGGUGGUAUCUGUUACGCCUAUGGUGUUGACUUUAUCGAUGAAGGAAGCUACUUUAUCGACUCAGAGUCUACUGAGGACUUCUCUGCUGUAACAUACUUCAGAGGUUGCAACGCGGAUGGUAUGGCAGAUGUCGUGCUCGUCGCACCUGACGUGGAGGAAACCACUGGCGAAGAAUACUUGUGCGACAAAAUUCCAACGACACCUGACGAUGUGAACCAAGUGGCAGACUGCCCUAUCAAGAAGAACCAGAUGAGCUCAGGACACUGGCUACUUCUGAUUCUGGGAGACAAUGAAGCCAACGAGGACGGCUCGAAUGGCCAACCUUUCGCAUGGCAGAGAGAUCUCUACCUAACUGUCGGCACGAAAGUCACCAGCACGUACACUGCAACAACCACAGACACCAAGACCGAGACGCCUACUAUUACGCAAACUGUCACUACUACCUCGACGGAUGUCGUCACUGCUGGACCAUUCUCGACUGUCACGAUGCCUAGUGGCACCGCUAAGAAGGUCAAGACAAUCAGGCCAAAGGCAGUCACUACGACAACUACGAAGACCAUGACUCGCACCAGGCACUCUUGGACCAAGAGCUUUGGCGUCACCACUAAGACUGUCGAAGCCACGUGCACUACCCCGGCCCACGUGGGCAAGCCUGACAAGCCUUGCGAGUACUCGCCCACUAAAGUUCACGCGGCGGCUAUCGAGACACCUACCACCAUCCCGAAAUUCCACCGCUGGGUUCGCAAGGGCGACCGCGAAGUCGAUUACGAAUGGGCGCGUGCCCGCGUCGAGGCCGCAAAGCAGAGACGUGCGGAGAAGGCUGGACAGGUUCAGCGCCGUGCUCCUGAUGCUCCCACGACCACUGUCACUUACGAGACUCCUGUCGCAGUACUCGCUACUGUGACUGCACCAGCUAUCACCACUACUGAGAGUGUUCUUCUCACAGAGUCCGCUACAGAGACGCUUCCUCCUCCCACUGUUCUUUCCGGCCUCCUCACCUCAACUACCACGCUACCGACUCCUACUAAAACCAAGUCCAAGUUUGCCUUUACUACUACGACCGAGGUCAUUACAUUCGGCCACGUAUGGACUACGACAACGACGGUACUUCCUACCUCGUCAGUAAGUGCAUGCAAGAAGCACGGUGGGCAUUUUUGGUGGAUCUAG
This is a messenger RNA of Alternaria ethzedia, 1248 nucleotides long. RefSeq lists its product as uncharacterized. The transcript has 2 exons. The coding region runs from base 1 to 1248 and encodes 415 amino acids. The record is from RefSeq and is a predicted model, not a curated record. NCBI's taxonomy places the organism in Eukaryota, Fungi, Ascomycota, Dothideomycetes, Pleosporales, Pleosporaceae.